This is a messenger RNA of Cylicocyclus nassatus, 1239 nucleotides long. The record is from the annotation of a GenBank genome assembly. Lineage: Eukaryota; Metazoa; Nematoda; Chromadorea; Rhabditida; Strongylidae.
AAUAGGAGUAUUCAGUAUAUAGUGGGAAAUCUUUGAUGUCCAUAUGUGCGGCUCUGAGAAGGGAUGUUUUGCCCCUGUUAGCAGUACGAGGCUGUAGCACAGCGGCGGAGAAUGCCCGUCUCCUGGACCAGGAUGGUCCAGAUUUGCCUCAACGUCUGCUGGAUUGCUUCUUGAAACUGGAGCGAAAGGACAACGAUACCUUCAGAUCAGAACAUCUACUCCGUGGGCGAAAGUCUUUCCCUCAUAUCUAUGGCGGUCAGUUAGGUUGUUGCACAAGCACUCAAAAGCGCUACUGAGACUGUCGAUAGAACGUUAUCUCCACACUCAAUGCAUUGCUACUUUGUGAAAGCAGGCUCUGUACUUGAACCGGUUGAUUAUCAUGUGGAAAGGAUUCGCGAUGGAAAGAGCUUUUCAACGCGUUUGGUGAGGGCGAAACAAAACGAUGAUAUAUUGUUUACAGCACAGGCAUCAUUUCAGCACGAAGAGACUAGUCAUAUGGAGCAUCAGACCAAAGUUAGAAUGCCUGAAGGUCCUGAUGGACUUCUAGAUGCUAGGACGUUGAUGAGCAAUUCUCUUAAGGAGGCACAGAAUGACAAACUAACGCCCGCUCAAUUAUUUAUGGCCUACAAACUUGCUGAAUUUCCUCCUACAUUCCAUAGAAUUUUCGAGGCUUGCCCUGUUAAUCAAAAUGUCUACAAACCUGACUUGAAAGGGCCCUUACACAAUACUACUUAUGAUAUGUGGAUUAAACCAGUGCUCAACAUAGGUGACGAUAAAUUAUUUCAUCAAUACAUGGCUGCUUACAUAUCCGAUUCAACAAUGGUCGAAACAGCUAUUAUACCACAUUUAGCUCAGGGAUUUAUUGUAGGAAUGGCUUUUUCUUUGGAUCAUUGCAUCUGGUUCCAUAGGACAAAAUUCAACAUGAAUGAUUGGAUGUUAUGGGAACAAAAAAGUGACUUUGCAGGAGGCUCGCGUACUCACACCAUUGCAAGACUUUGGAAUCGAACUGGUGAACUGCUGAUGACAGCUGUACAAGAGGGUGUUGCUCGAGCUCCGCUCAAGAAAUGAAUUGCUACAGCAUUCGUAUAAAUUAACUGGAGAUUUGAUCUCAAUAAAUGCCUUGCCUGAAAAGCUUUUGUUAUCCGUUAGGCAUCAUUUUGUAGUGCUAAAUUCAAGUUAGAGUGCAGUAAAAGACGGUUACCUGCUUCUCUUGUAGGAAUACUUCCAGCUACCCGUGCA